UAAGACAUCAUAUGGUUUCUCAACGCCCAUCUCUCUCUCUCUCUCUCUCUCUCUCUCUACAUAGUUCUUAAUAUCUCACUUGUUGAUGGAGAAAAAGGAAAUUAAAGGCAGCCGCCGACUCAUUUGGACCCAAAAAAAAAGUUUGCCUUUCUUUGAAGUCAAAACCAUUAUCAGUUCCACCUACAUACAUACAUAAAAGUAUUCUUUUGGGCACCCAAAAAGAAGUCUUUUUUUCUUCAUCUCCAUUCCAUUCUUUUUCUGCAACCUCAUUUCCAUUUACUUUUUCUCUUCUGGGCUGGAGUUGUUUGCUAUAAUAUUACCCUUUGUUCUGCAUGUUUCUUUGAGCUUUCAUCACGGGAGAAGUUGUAAUGAGAAGCAGAAAGAUCUUGAUUUGAGGGUGGUUUACUGCUUUUAGUCUCAGCUGUUGCUGUUCUGCUAUCUAUCUAUCUAUCUAUCUAUCCCCUUUACAUGAGAUGACUGUGUUGGUUUUCUGUAUAGUUUUCAUCUUUCUUGGAUUUUCUACUCAAGCUCAGAACUUUACAUGCAGCCCAAAAGAUUUGGAUUCUCUCAGGGCUUUUGCAGAGCACCUGGAGUCAGGUGUUGAUGUGUGGGGAUUCAAUGCAUCCUCACCCAAUUGCUGUAGUUGGGAAGGAAUAACUUGCAGUUCUUCAUCCUCUCUGGGACUGAAUGAUCGCAUCAACUAUGGUAGGGUGGUUAAGCUGGAGCUUGGGAGGAAGAGGCUUCUUGGAAAUAUUUCAGACUCUUUAGGCAAUUUGGAGCAGCUUAGAACCCUCAAUCUCUCCCACAACUUCCUCAAAGGCUUCAUUCCUCAGUCAAUUUUGCAUUUGCCCAAGUUAGAAAUCUUGGACUUGAGCAAUAAUGAAAUCUCUGGAUGGUUCCCAAGCAGCACAAACCUGCCUUUAAUCAGAGUUGUUAACAUAUCUGAGAACUCCAUCAUGGGUUCUGUCCCUGUGGGGAUUUGCAGCAACUCAACCAAGAUUUCGGUUAUGAACAUGGCAGAGAAUAAUUUCACUGGGAUUCUUCCUCUGGGGCUUGGGAAUUGUACCUCAUUGGAGGAACUCUCCCUUGCUGCAAAUUUUAUCUCUGGUGGUUUGCCUGAAGAUAUAUUCCAGCUACUGAAUUUGAAGAAGUUGGCUCUUCAGGAGAACCUGUUUUCUGGACAGCUGAGUAACCUCAUUGGUAACCUCUCUAAUCUUGUUGAAGUUGAUUUAUCUUUGAAUGAGUUUUCAGGAAAUCUUCCGGAUGUAUUUGAUAAAUUUGUGCAGUUGCGACAAUUUUCAGCUCAAUCCAAUAGGUUCAGUGGUAAAAUACCGACUUCGUUGGCGAAUUCGCCAACUAUUAGUACAAUUAGUUUAAGAAACAAUUCUUUGGGAGGUACGAUUGAUCUCAAUUGCUCGGCAAUGGUUAAUCUUGUUUCGCUUAACUUGGCUACUAAUCAAUUUCAUGGGGAGAUCCCUAGAAAUCUUCCAACCUGUCCAAAGUUGAGAACGAUAAAUUUUGGAAGGAAUAACUUCUCUGGGCAAGUCCCAGCUAGUUUCAAGAAUUUUCAGAGUCUUGCGUACAUUUCGCUCUCCAACUCCAGCAUUUCCAACCUUACUGGUGCAUUAGAAAUUUUACAACACUGCAGAAACUUGACAACAUUAGUUCUUACUUUGAAUUUUCGUGACGAAGAAAUGCCUAGUAAUCCUAGUCUCCAGUUUGUUGGACUGAAGACCCUUGUUAUUGCCAAUUGCAGACUCACUGGUCAGAUUCCCCAGUGGCUGAAUGGCUGCAGGAAUUUGCAAUUAUUGGAUUUGUCGUGGAACCACUUGGAAGGUUCAAUUCCAUAUUGGUUUGGAAACUUGUCGUCUCUGUUUUAUUUGGAUUUAUCCAACAACUCGUUUACGGGGGAGAUUCCGAAGGAGCUUACUAGGAUGCAGAGCCUCAUUAGCGGUAAUGUCUCAAUGGAGGAACCAUCCCCAGAUUUCCCGUUCUUUGUGAGAAGGAACCAAAGUGGGUUCAAGUAUAGACAAGUUGUCAGUUUUCCUCCAACGCUGGAACUAGGCAACAAUUUUCUCACAGGACCAAUCUGGCCAGAGUUUGGCAAUCUGAAAGAGCUGCAUGUUUUGGAUUUGAAAUGCAAUAAUCUAUCUGGACCUAUCCCGAGCAGUUUGUCUGGCAUGACGAGCCUAGAAACUUUGGAUUUGUCUUUUAACAAUCUGAAUGGAACAAUACCAUCUUCUUUGAGUAGGCUCAGCUUUCUGUCAAAGUUCAGUGUUGCCCACAAUGAUCUCUCUGGAGCUAUCCCGACUGGAGGUCAGUUCCUGACCUUUCCCAACUCAAGCUUUGAAGGUAACCCAGAUCUCUGUGGAGAGCAUGGUCCUCAUCCUUGUCCUGAGAGCAGCAAAAUUCCUCACAUAUCAGCUGACAGAUCAAAGAAAUCAAGGGGCAAGACUAUAGCAAUGGGUGUGGGCAUUGGUCUGGGAACUAUUAUUCUUCUUAGUCUAGUCUCUUUAAUUAUUGUGUGCUCAUGUAAGCGAAGAGUUGUCAAUCAAGAAAAAGAGGAUUCUCAUACCAUUGAGAAAGGCUUCGAAGACACAUCAAGUCUUGUUAUUCUAUGUCAGAACAAGGACAGCAAUAAAGGGAUUCUUCUUGAUGAUCUUCUGAAGGCUACCGACAAUUUUGAUCAGUCCAACAUCAUUGGAUGUGGGGGUUUUGGUUUGGUCUACAAGGCUGUCUUCCCUGAUGGAAGGAAGGUGGCUAUAAAACGGCUCUCAGGCGAGUAUUUUCAGAUGGAGAGGGAAUUCCAAGCUGAAAUAGAGACCCUCUCAAGAGCUCAACAUCAGAAUCUUGUCCAUCUUCAGGGAUACUGCAAGUACAGGACUGACAGGUUUCUAAUAUACACAUACAUGGAGAACGGUAGUCUCGAUUACUGGUUGCAUGAGAAAACCAAUGGGCCUACCUCAUUGGACUGGAGAACAAGGCUGCAAAUCGCCCAAGGGGCAGCCAGAGGCCUCGCUUACUUGCACCAGUCAUGCGAACCUCAUAUCCUCCACCGUGAUAUAAAGUCAAGCAACAUCCUUCUGAACGAGAAAUUUGAAGCGCACUUAGCUGAUUUUGGCCUUGCAAGGCUCAUUCUUCCUUACGAUACACACGUCACAACCGACCUCGUUGGAACACUGGGCUACAUCCCUCCAGAGUACGGCCAAGCCUCAGUUGCAACUUACAAAGGGGAUAUAUAUAGUUUUGGCGUCGUUCUUUUAGAGCUUCUAACCAGCAAGAGGCCGAUGGAUAUGUGCAGACCAAGAGCAUCCCGGGACCUGAUCUCGUGGGUUGCUCAAAUGAAACGAGAGAAAAGGGAAACCGAAGUGUUUGAUCCAUUCAUUUACGACAAACAACAUGCUCCACAAAUGCUAACCGUUCUUGAGAUUGCUUGCCUUUGUUUGAGCGAGAACCCAAGGAUACGGCCUUGCACUCAGCAGCUAGUUUCUUGGCUUGACAACAUUGAUUCAACAUCUACGUUGGAUUCAAGCUAGAGGAAGAUGAGUUGUCUUUUAAAGCUGAAGAACAAUGUAGUCUCUCAUUCUUAGAAGAGUAAGUUCUCCAUAAUUUGGUAAUUUAGUCAUUCGAU
Molecule: messenger RNA, 3631 nt
Organism: Sesamum indicum (sesame)
Lineage: Eukaryota; Viridiplantae; Streptophyta; Magnoliopsida; Lamiales; Pedaliaceae
Gene: PSKR1
Product: phytosulfokin receptor 1
Biological process (GO): protein phosphorylation
Molecular function (GO): ATP binding; protein kinase activity; receptor serine/threonine kinase binding
Source: RefSeq, a predicted model, not a curated record